Molecule: messenger RNA, 1011 nt
Organism: Raphanus sativus (radish)
Lineage: Eukaryota; Viridiplantae; Streptophyta; Magnoliopsida; Brassicales; Brassicaceae
Exons: 1
Coding region: 1-645 (214 amino acids)
Source: RefSeq, a predicted model, not a curated record
AUGCAACGUUACAUGUGUACGUACAAGACUACUAUUCUCAUAUACAUGAGCACAAUAAUAAAGUUUAUUGCACAAAGAAGAGAGAUAAAUAGUUUGGUAGAGACGCAAGGUCUUAAGCAUUGUGUUAUGCGGUUAGGAUUCAAGAAAGAACAACUUGAGUUGGCGGUAAGCUCAACGAGGAAGCUAAAACUAACAGGAGAACGCCCAACUGGUGAUGAAAACAAAUGGAUUCGUCUCCACCAAGAAAUUCCCGUUCCUUUGAACAUUGAUGUCGACUCGGUUUCAGCUACGUUCAAGUUUAACAAACUCCACAUCCGACUCCCCAAAGUCAAGAAGACACGAGUCCCUCAAACUAAUCCACCAGUGAUCAUGAAACCUCAUGAUCAACAUGAGAAAAAACAAGGCCAUGGUUCGGUUGGUGAGGCUAGAGGACCUUUGAGUUCCAAGGAUGAGGAGGAGAAAGACAAAGUUGGAGCCAAAUGGUUCGACAAGUACAGAGAGGCGACUGGAAAUAUGGUAAAGGAAGCUAAGAACAAAAGACAGUUACUUUGCAAUUUGGUUGUUUCGAUUUCCUUGGUUCUGCUGAUCUUAUUGUAUGGUAGAAAUGCAGUACGUUCAUCCCCACCUUGUGUGGAACUCAGAUGAAUGAGUAACCCUUAAAAUGGUGUCUCACCAUGUAUAAGCUCACCAUGUAUAAACCGGGGCUUCUAGCUCAGUUGGUAAAGGGUUCACAGCUGUGAGUUCCGCCACCUGGGUUCGAAUCCCGGCCACUGGGGAAUUAACAUUUCGGCAUCGCCAGGGACAGAGGACCGACAUGUGGCAACACGUGACUAGUCUGGACCACUUCGGUGGGGCCAGGAUACCUCUGUAUAAUUCAAAAAAAAAAAAAAAAAAAAAAAAGCUCACCAUGUAUAAGAUUGCUUAUGCAGAAACUAAAAUAAAUAUUUGAUAAUUAUCCGUAUCCAAACUGACUAGAAAAUUAGGCUCCCAAAUCCGAUGAAAUCUGGCCUA